Molecule: messenger RNA, 5201 nt
Organism: Doryrhamphus excisus (bluestripe pipefish)
Lineage: Eukaryota; Metazoa; Chordata; Actinopteri; Syngnathiformes; Syngnathidae
Source: RefSeq, a predicted model, not a curated record
UGUUACUGCGCACGUGCAGAUUGGUUCAGGAAGACUGUGUCAAAAACGCAACUUUGAAGCGUAGUGUCUGAGAAGAGAAGAAAUAAGUACAUAGUCAAAAUUACCGAAGUUGUCAACUUUUUCCAUACUCCCAUGUACAAACGUAGGCACACAAGAGUCAGACACUCCUCACAGUAGCACUGCUCUCACUGUCAGAUGCAGAAGUAUUCCGGAUGAAGCUGAGCCUACGAGUGAUGCGUUUCAGAUCAUGGAGCGGCGAUACAGCUGACUCCUGAGAGCACACACCUUGUUUUGAAGUGGAGGACCCACAGGAGACGGGGAUGCUGAGCACAGACUGCGAUGAUCCCUUCCAGGAACCUGGGGAAACGCUGUGUCUGCUGUCUCUGGAGGAUAGCUCCCUCUGUGAUGUGCGGCUGUGUGAGCCAUUUCUGCAUGGGGAUGCUUCCCUUGACUGAGGAGUUCUUUGGGAUCCCUUGUUUGUGUUUUGAUAAAAUGUUGAGGAGGAGGCACGGCGGGAGAUAGACUCCAGAUUCCUGUAGAGCCUCUCGGAGUCUAAACUAUGUUUGUUGGAAGUCUGUGACGGGCGCCUGGACUCACGACUGCAUCCUCUUUGUGAUUCAUAUCCUUCGUUCUGGAAAAAGCACUGAUGAGAAGGUGUCAGUCUGGAUGGUGAUGCAGCCCGUGAGGCAAAGGAACCCUGUCUACGAGAUGGACUGGACCUGCCGGAUGUAUGCUGAGAUGCUGCAUUACAUCGAGUCCCACUUCUAGAGAGAGAGCGCAUUCGGUUGUCUGAUCUUCUGUAUCUGUCUGGGCUCGCUGAACUGUGGCGUGUCGGAGAAUUCCUCAAUGAGUCAGCCCCCCUCCUAAAAUUGGAGUGAUAAGUGUAUCUCUGAGGCGAUUCACUUCUCCAAGAAUCUUGCAUGGGCUUCGAGUACUGCAAACGAGAGAAGGAUCCAUCCGGGUCAUAUCUUCUUGGUCCACACAGUUCCUCUCUACACUGAGGGAUCUUCUCCUCUGUUGAAUGUCCGAAUUAUUUGCGGAGCUGGACAAUGUAAGACAAAGCCAGUUGCAAAGACACAAGCGCACACACACACUCAUGCGGCCAGAAAUCGAGGGGGAUGCACAAGUGAGGCAGCAGCGGGUGGCACUCAUAGGCAUUAUGGAACAACGAGACAAAGCUCAGAGUGGAGACAUUUACAAGUUUGUGCAAGGUAAUGAACACAAGACGACGUGAAAUAUUACAGAGUGAUAAAAGAAGAGGACAGAGACCCCAACUCAGGAUGGAAAAAAACUUCUGUCUUUAAAUGAUUCACUCUCCAAGAACACCAAGAAAAUGUGUCAUGGAAGGACACUGUUAUUAACAAAUGCAAGACAGACCUGAGCUCAUAUUCCAUCCCAGUCCAGCAAAAGUACUUUCAUGGUUGGAACUGCCCGUCCCAACCUACAUUACUGCCCCUGCAGACACAGACUGAUGAUCACCAUUGUCAUGGGAGCGGUGCGAGUCAACAGAUACAGCAUUGUUUCCACAGACGAAGAUGCCCUAAAGAUCUCAGCCUUGAGCCUCCAUAACGGCCACAGCCCUCUGACGCAGCAGACCCUGACAGCGUCCUUCAUGCAGGCCGACGAAGGAGCGGGAAAAUAUCCAGCGGAUGAAGGGCGAGCGGAUUUGUCUCUGAGACCAACGGAAGACUCCACGGUCCACAACAGCUGCCGCACUUUGCCGCCAUGUCGACAUGUUGAUGUGGACCUGGGCACGGGUCGCCUCCGCAGUCGGUUUGUGAAGAAGAAUGGCCAGUGUAAUGUGGUCUUUGAUAACAUGGAGGAUAAACAACGCAGAUACCUCGCUGAUAUUUUCACCACCUGUGUGGAUAUACGCUGGCGCUACCUGCUGCUCAUCUUCACCACCACGUUUCUUUUGUCUUGGCUGUUUUUCGGUCUGGUCUUCUGGGGAGUCGCACUAGCUCAUGGAGACUUUGACCUUCACGCCCCCAUGCAGGAAGGCGAUUCUCAGAGCAAGGCAGAAGAAGACCAGGACAAAUGGCGGCCAUGUAUCCUGCACAUCCAGGGCUUUAUCGGGGCGUUCCUCUUUUCCAUAGAAACCCAAACUACCAUUGGAUACGGUUUUCGGUGUGUUACAGAAGAGUGUCCUGUUGCUGUGGUGACCGUGGUGGUACAGUCCAUCGUUGGCUGCAUUAUUGACUCUUUCAUGAUAGGUACCAUCAUGGCUAAGAUGGUUCGGCCCAAGAAGCGGGCUCAGACCUUGCUCUUCUCACAUCAUGCUGUCAUUGCAUUACGAGACGGGAAGCUGUGCCUCAUGUGGCGCUUGGGGAACAUGCGCAAGAGUCACAUCGUGGAGGCGCAUGUGCGUGCCCAGCUCAUUAAGCCCAAAGUGACUGCAGAGGGCGAGUAUCUGCCUUUGGAGCAAACAGACAUUGACGUUGGUUAUGAUGACGGUCUGGACCGACUAUUUUUAGUGUCGCCACUGGUGGUGGUCCACGAGAUCAACAAGAGCAGUCCCUUGUAUGAUCUGACCAGCAUCGACCUUCAGAAGGAAGACUUUGAGAUUGUAGUCAUCCUGGAGGGAAUGGUCGAGGCCACGGCUAUGACCACUCAGGCUCGCAGUUCCUACUUAGCCAAGGAGAUCCUAUGGGGUCACCGCUUUGAGCCGGUGGUCUUUGAGAAGGGGAGCCGCUACCACGUCGACUACUCUCGCUUCCACAAGACAUACGAAGUGCCAUCAACGCCUCAGUGCAGUGCCAGGGAACUCAGCCAGAAUGCAGGUCGUGAAGGUCCACCUUCGUCUUCUACGUCAAGUUUCUCCAGGUCGCCAUCACCAUUUGUUGCAAGCGCAGCCGGCCACCUCCUGGGCCUCCGUUCCCCGAGCGCCUUCUGUUACGAGAACGAGGUAGCAUUCUGCUGCGGUGAUGAUGAAGAGGAGGAGAAAGGAGAAGCAGGAAGUCUGCAAGAGGCAAAGUUACAAGAUGAAUUUCACUUCGGCCUCAAGGAGACAUUUGUAAAGGAGCAAAUGGUUGAGAUGCUGUGUGUGCUAGACACCGAUAAUCAGAUCAGUCUCGACAAACUGCAGCCCGGCCUACCUUUAUACAUCAGUCGAGAGUCUGGAGUCUGAAGCCCGUUACCAGAGGAGACCUGCCCUUCUAUUUGUUUUCUUUUCUGUGUCUGAGUUCAUUGAACUGACGUGGAAUUAAAGACCCAAGAAGGAACUGAGUUUUUGCUGCUGUGUCACAAACCCAUGUCUUGGCUUUAUCUAAGAACUGGUUCUGGUUUUAGGAAUUGUAAAUUCUCUUACGCACCAUUGCAACAACGACUUUUGCUUUAUCUCCAAUGACAAAUGUUCACAAACCUUUGUGAUUUAUUUGCUAUAAUUGAAUGAUGUAUGAGGAAAAUCAAGCUUUUGUUCUUGAUUGCACUUUGUAAAUAUAGCACGCUUUCAGUUCAUUGUCAUGACUAUACAUCAGAUGCAAAUACUGCACAUGUUAUAGGAACAUAUUUAAUUGUAGGGUGUUUUCACACGUAUAUAGUUUACUUUAUCCGGUCCAAAGCAUUUGAUGGGUUUCUGAAUGGGUUUCCCUUUCCUUGUUCAGUUUCUUUUCACAUGCAAAAAAAAAUCCAUGGCAACCAUCAUCGGUCACAGCAAACCACACCAUUGUAGGAAGUAUAAUAGAAAUACUAAAACUAGAGGUGAAGUUUAGAGGACAGAGGAGCAGUAUACCAGACUGUUGUAAAGCAAAGUUGUUCAAAGUUGACUAAGCUGCUAAACAUUCAUUCAUUCAUUUUCUACCGCUUUUUCUCACGAGGGUUGCAGGGGUGAGGGAGCCUAUCCCAGCUGUCUUUGGGCGAGAGGCGGGGUACACCCUGGACUGGUCGCCAGCCAAUCACAGGGCACAUAUAGACAAACAACCAUUCACACUCACAUUCAUACCUAUGGACAAUUUGGAGUGGCCAAUUAACCUAGCAUGUUUUUGGAAUGUGGGAGGAAACCGGAGUACCCGGAGAAAACCCACGCAUGCACAGGGAGAACAUGUCCUCCUAGCUGUGAGGUCUGCGCGCUAACCACUCGACCGCCGUGCCACCCAGAUGCUAAACAGGGAAAAAAUCAAAAACAAUAUAUUUGUGUAAACAUUGCUGGUUCUAUCCUUACUUUUGAAUUUACUUAUAACAUCAGAAAAAGGUUAUACAUUAUCUCAUGAAAGUGAGUACACACUACAGAUUUCACAUUUUCUCAAUCUUGUAGCUUGUAUAGUAGUCUGGUUUUACUGUCCUCUGAAAAUGAGUUAACACAUAGCCUUUAUUAUAAUAACUCACAGUGAACAUGUCCAAAAGUGUCAAUAUUUAGUGUGAACAAUAUUGUUUUCUAGCUCUGUAUAAAUCCUAUCACUGAUAGUCACUGGAAUCUUCCGUUCCUCCAUUCCUGGUGGAGCUAGUGGAUGUUUGACAUUUUAUGCUCACCACCUUCAGCUUCCUCAGCAAGGCACUGUGUGUGGGCACUUUAUGUUGGAAAACUCCCAAGGGAGGGGGAUCACAGUCUGCUUAUCACAGUGCAUGGAAUUCAUGUUUCCUCAGCGCUCCCAUGUCACAGCAGCAUUCGUGCACCUUUAGAUCAUGACACUACCACCACCAUGUGGGCUGUUGACGAGGCACAUGGUAGUCACGUUUGUUGCUAUUUAGUAUUUAGACAAUAAUGGCUGUGUGUUGAGUCUUUUUCAGAUUUCAGUGGAGAAUAUAUACUGCUAUGCAAGCGGGACAAUUUUUUCUCAGCCCCCCCUCGUGUUUUUUUUCCCCAAAAUACAAUUGAGAAUCUGUAGUAUGUUAGUUUUUAUGUGUUUAUCCAUACAAACUACUAAAUGUGUUGCUGGCAACAGAAUUAUUCAAGCAUGAAUAAACACACUUGACCUACCAACUUUGAAGAAAUUGAAGUAUCCUGCCCUUUCCCUCUUGCGCCCCAAAACACCUCAUUAGGGAGGCGCGCCACUAUUUGAGAAGCACUGCUCUAUAGUAUACAGUAAGUUUCAUUUCUAUAGUAUUGUCCCUUGAUAAGUUGGUUGCUGAAAUAUAUCUGUUAUAUAUUAUACAAUCAUAUAUUUUGUUGCAAAAUUGUCGUAUUACAGAACAAAAAUCCUGAAUCGAGACAGUUCAGUGUAAACAGGUACUGUACAGAAGAGGAAAAUGCACUUUAAUAUUAC